Messenger RNA from Manis pentadactyla (Chinese pangolin), 1234 nucleotides. RefSeq names its product ral-GDS-related protein-like. The record is from RefSeq and is a predicted model, not a curated record. The transcript has 5 exons. Gene Ontology annotation, biological process: positive regulation of GTPase activity; Ras protein signal transduction. Lineage: Eukaryota; Metazoa; Chordata; Mammalia; Pholidota; Manidae. Gene Ontology annotation, cellular component: plasma membrane. Gene Ontology annotation, molecular function: guanyl-nucleotide exchange factor activity. The coding region runs from base 1 to 1137 and encodes 378 amino acids.
AUGUGCCCAGUGACCUCCAUGGCAGCCAGCCUUCAUCCACCCUGGGACCCACGGUGGCAGAGCUGGAAGGGAAUCAGCCCCGGGGUGACCUUUUCUCUGUGUCCUGCUCCAGACCUAUGGCAGAGGCGGCUGGCUCCAGAGACAAAGGGAAGGCCGGCUUCGUGGCUACAGCUAGUCCAGGCGCUCCUUCAGACCCCUGUGCGGGAGCUACGGCCGGCGUCACCUGCCUCAGCCCCUGCAGAGCCGGAGGACAUCCCAGCAGAGGCCUCAGCUCUGAGGCAAGGACCCAAGCUGGAGCCCCAGGAGCCCUCAGGCCUGGUGCGCAGAGCAACUGCCGUAAUGGUACCAGGCCUUGCAGAGCCAGAGCCAUGUCCAGACCCCAUGAGCCCCUGGGACAUCCCAGGAGUGGUCUCAGCCCCGGUGCCAGGCCCCGAGCUAGAGCCCCAUGAACCCCCGGGCCUGGGUCCCGUGGCACCUGCAGGAAUGGCACCGGGCCUGGCAGAGCCAGAGGCGGACCUGGAGCCCACCAGCGCCUGUGUCGCGAUCACCCGGGACGUGCCAAGGACGAAGGAGCGGACCAUCCUGCAGUUCCCCGCCCACCUGGUGGCCAAGCAGCUGACCCUGAUGUGUGCGGAGCUGUACAGCAGGAUUGAAUACGGCGAAUGCAAGGCCUACUUAGACAGCCAGCCACUGACGGAAGGCACUGAGCUCCUGGCCCCCAACGUGCAAAUGGUCAUCAGGCAAUUUGAUGCCAUGGUUAGCUUGGUCAUCUCCUCCUGCCUCGGGACCGUGACCAUGACGGCCCAGGACAGGGCCCAAGUGGUGCAGUUCUGGAUCCGGGUGGCUGAGGAGUGUCUGGCCCUCAAGAAUUUCGCUGCCCUCCAUGCCAUUCUCUUGGCCCUGCAGAGCCGUCCCAUAGGUCGUCUGGAGAGCACCUGGGGACGUGUUUCCUGGAAGAGCUCCCGGACCUACAAAAAACUUAAAAAGAGGGACGAGGAGGCUAACAGAGAGUGGUUCCUCAAGGUAAACGGAGGCCAGAGGUCUGGAAGGGAGGGGUCCUCGGGGCAAGUCCUCUGCCACGCUGUGGCACAGCUUUGGGGCAGACUUGAGGUGUGUGGGGUGAGAGGGGGAAGCUGACGGGGAAAGUAGGGUCCCCCAGGCCCCCGAGAGCCUCGUCUGUCUCCCUCCCUGGCUCCACUUGACUGGGGGCCUGGCAUCCAGUGAGAACCCAGAG